GCUCAAACGCAAGGAGAAGACAAUUCCACUCUCUGGAGCAGCGCCCAGUUCCUGCAUCAUCCCAAAAGCCACGCAAAGUUGUACUUGCAACUCUUUGUUUACCCUUGGAACAGCUAAGAUUUAUUGAGAGAAGAGGAGGGAUAAGAACAGAGAAAUGGGGAUUCCUUUGACCAAAACUAAUUGAAGGAUUUUUUUUGUAUGAGUGCUUAUUUUGUUGAUUGCUUCCGUGCUGUAUCUUAAAGACGCAGAAGAGAUUGGAACGAAGAAAUAAAUUAGGAUCCACGGCCGCACCUCCUCCUCUUCCUUCAAUAUCCGUUUUUUAUCUGUCCCGAAAGAGAGGAGGAAGAAAAAGGAUGUUUUUUUCCCCUCUGAAUCAAAUUGAAAAAUGGAUCUUUGGUUGAUUAUUGAUAUCUAGGGCGCAGUGGCCACCUCCUCUCUUCUUCCUUCGCCUCCUCUCUUUUUCGGUUCCUCCAAAAACUCUUUUCAUUUCCCUGAUACCUUGUUCUUCCUGCAAUGGCCGUGGAUCACAGCUCCAUCCCCAGGGAUCUCCGCCCCUCCGCUGCCCCCGGCCGGGCCCAACCUCCCCCUCCCUGGGUCCUCCCCGGUGGGCCCCUCUUCUCCCCCGCGGCCGCUGUGGCCGGCGGCAAUCUCUCCCCCAGGAAAGUCAAGCUCCUCUGCAGCUUCGGCGGUCGGAUCCUCCCCCGGCCCAGCGAUGGCGCCCUCCGCUACGCCGGCGGACACACCCGCAUCAUCUCCCUCCGGAAAGAUGUCUCCUUUCCCGAGUUCGUCGGCAAGAUGGCUGAGGCGGUGGGUGCGUCCGCCGUCGCCGUGAAGUACCAGCUGCCCGGUGAGGACCUCGACGCCCUCAUCUCGAUUUCUUGCCCCGAGGAUCUCGUCAACAUGAUGGAGGAGUACGACAAGCUCGCCACCGCCUCCCCCGAUGGCUCUGCGAAACUCCGAGCUUUCCUCUUCUCCCCUUCCGAUCUCGCUUCUGCGGAUCCUUCCCUGCACCUCGGCGCCGUCGAUGAUGUCGGCCAGAGGUACUUUGAGGCCGUCAACGGAUUCGCCGUGUCCGAUGGAGGCGGAGGCCCGCUGCGAAAGAGGGACAGCGGUGCGAGCGCCGCGUCUUCCACUCAGAACUCCGACAGCACCACUAUUGGUGAUGCUGCAGAAGAUGGAGCCAGCGAAGGUAUGUCGCCCUCGCUUCCUUCUCCUGUGGUCGAUUGGCCACACGACGCACCGAGAUCGGUGUAUCCCGGCGUAAACAAUCCAAUUGUGUCCCCUGAUUCCCCCGUUGGGAUUCCGAGUGGCAGUGUUUUGGCUCCAGGAAUGGGUGUUCCAGCUCAAAACGCGCCCUUUUCUCGGCUGGAGAAGCUUCCCAUGGUCGUGCCUUAUACGCCUCCGGCAUAUGUUGAGCCUCACCAGCUUCAAUAUAUUACUCCUCAGCAUUUAGGGUUAAUGGCGGGGCUGCAACCGAUCAAUGUAGCUCCAGUCACAAUGGCUUCCUAUGUGCCUGGUGGUGUUUCAAGUAGUAUGUUAUCGGUAACUUCUCAAGUUGAUAACCUGCAAGCAAUCCAACCAAGGUUGGUCCCUGGUUUGGAAAAUCCAUAUGGAGGAAGGAUCUCACCUGUUGCUGCUGAUCAGAACCUUAAGGCCUUUCAGCCUCUCUCUCAGCUUCCACCUCUGCCUCCAACAUACCUGCCACCGCCACUGCCACCACCUUUGCCACCAUCAAUUUUGGAGGAUUGCCUUAUGUGCCAGAAAGCAUUGCCGCAUGCUCAUUCAGAUACGCUGGUACAGGAACAUGGAAUUGAGACCCUGGAUAACUUUCAUGAAGUAGGUAAAAUGUUUUAUAGUCAGCGGUCUGAGGAUCUUGCGAAGCACAGGGUCGCCACUGUGGUAACCGGAGCUCCGGCCAGCAACAUGAUGGAGCCGAGUGUGGAGAGCUUGAACACCUUAAAUCAGUCAGCAGGUUCACCUCUCCCUCAUAUUACGGAGUUACGACAUGCCAACGAGAGGCCUAAUGCGAAGAAGGCAGAUGAUUGUCCUGGUGUGGUUGAGUUGCCUGCUGAAGCAAACACAUUAAUUUAUGCUGAGAAUCCUUCAACCCAGGAUCAUGCACAUCAAUUUACAGAUCACAAUGUGGAACCUGUUAAAGGCAAGAUGGUGACACUUAGCUCGAGUCCAUUUGGGCCAUCCAAAACUAUUUGUCAAGGAAGACCUGCUGUAGCCCUUUCAGAUGAUCCAAGUGAUGUAAAACUUGAUGUCCCAUAUCUGGUUGUACAAAAUGGUCACAAAGUCAUACCUCAGUCUGGAGAUAAUGCUCUCCUCAUUGGUAACUCCACUGUGAAUGACAGAUUUAUUCCUGAAGGAAAUUAUGCCAAGCCAAUCGAGCAACCACCGUCAGCCACUUCAGAGUUUACCCAGUUGCAAAGUUUACUAAAAGAUUAUGAAUUAAACCAAGGAAUGAAGACCAUAGAAAACUAUGGUCCAUUCCCAUACAGUCAAGGAAUUGGGAUUGAACAUUCAGCUCCAUAUGAAAACUUCCAUACCAAUGUUAGCAAUACUAAUCCAUUUACAGCCUUUGAAAUUUAUUCUUCUCAGUUGCCUUCCAGAAAGAAACCCAAUAAUUUAGCUGUGUAUCCAGGUGGUAGCAUUCCAUUUCCAUUAUCCAGUUUGAGCAACCCUAGUGAGAAUACUGAGAGUUUCAGUGAAAUAAUGGCUUCAGACAGAGAUUUUUAUGAUCAGGAUCCUUUUGAAGUUCUUGGGCAUGCUAAUGUGCCACAACCAAGGCCUAACAGGAUAGUAAGCAAGGAGUCUGUUGUUCUGAAUGAUCCUUGCAUUGCACACCAUCGUACUAAUAAGUCAGAUAUCAUUGCAAUGUUAGAGGAAGGUAAUUUUCACCAUCCUGCAGACUCUAUGAUAAAGGACUUGUAUCUUGAGCCUGAUAGACUCACAAAAGCCUCUGAAGAGGAGCGGAUCAAGCAACAACUGCAGGCUGUUGCUGAGGAUGUUGCAGCAUUAGCUCUUCAGCCUUCUGUGCCUACUGCCUCUGUAGCUCUUGGAACACAGAAUCUAGGGAGUAUCGAGGGUAGUAAAGAGCUGGAGAAGGCUAUUGUUGAUGAAGAAAUUGAGGAAUCCAUAUCCACACAGCUGGAUGAAGAAAAUUCUCGUGUCCAGUUAUCUGAAGACAUAGGACAUCUGCAGAUAAUAAAUAACAGUGAUCUUGAGGAAUUGCAAGAACUGGGUUCUGGGACCUUCGGAACAGUAUAUCAUGGAAAAUGGAGGGGUACUGAUGUUGCGAUAAAACGAAUCAAUGAUAGAUGCUUUGCUGGGAAGAAAUCAGAAGCAGAACGCAUGAGGGCUGAUUUUUGGAACGAAGCCUGUAAGCUCGCUGAUCUGCAUCACCCAAAUGUUGUAGCAUUCUAUGGUGUUGUUCUUGAUGUCCCUGGGGGUACUAUUGCAACUGUAACAGAGUAUAUGGUUAAUGGUUCUCUUCGACAGGCUUUGCACAAAAAUGACAAGGCAUUUGACCGGAGAAAGCGUCUUCUAAUUGCCAUGGAUGUUGCAUUUGGGAUGGAAUACUUGCAUGCAAAAAAUAUUGUGCACUUUGAUUUGAAAAGUGAUAACUUACUUGUCAACUUGAGAGAUCCUCAACGUCCUAUAUGCAAGGUUGGUGACUUGGGUUUGUCCAAGGUGAAAUGUAAAACCCUGAUCUCUGGUGGUAUGAGGGGAACACUUCCUUGGAUGGCUCCAGAGCUCUUAUAUGGCAAUGACAGUCUUGUUUCUGAGAAGGUUGAUGUGUUCUCCUUUGGCGUCAUGAUGUGGGAAAUCUUAACUGGAGAAGAGCCAUAUGCGGACCUGCAUUAUGGUGCCAUUAUUGGUGGAAUACUGAGCAAUACAUUGCGGCCUCCUGUGCCUGAGUUUUGUGGUUCCGAAUGGAGAUUAUUGAUGGAGCAGUGUUGGUCGGCCGAACCUCAGGAGAGGCCAAGCUUCACGGAGAUCACAAAUAGGUUGCGCUCUAUGGCAGCUUCGAUCGUCCACAAAGGACAGCCUCAAGCACGUAAAUGAUCUCAGCUGUUCUUGAUUGGCAAUUACCAGCAUCAGCCAUGGCCUUGUUUUGGUAUACAAGCAUCCCUCACACUCUCAGGUGUUGGAUGUACUGUGUAGAAAUUGCCAAUUGAGAUAAAAGGGAUAGUGGCUGCAAAUGACAUGCUGUUAUGUAAUUUUAUGCAUGUUGAUCGAGGACUUGUUUUGGAUAGUUGAUGUAAUACAGUGAGAAUAAAUACGCCUGAGAUGCUACAGCUUUAUUAUAUUAA
This is a messenger RNA of Musa acuminata AAA Group (dessert banana), 4319 nucleotides long. RefSeq lists its product as uncharacterized. NCBI's taxonomy places the organism in Eukaryota, Viridiplantae, Streptophyta, Magnoliopsida, Zingiberales, Musaceae. The record is from RefSeq and is a predicted model, not a curated record. The transcript is spliced from 9 exons. Gene Ontology annotation, biological process: signal transduction; protein phosphorylation. Gene Ontology annotation, cellular component: cytoplasm. Bases 514 to 4071 code for a protein of 1185 amino acids. Gene Ontology annotation, molecular function: ATP binding; protein binding; protein kinase activity.